Globicephala melas (long-finned pilot whale) is the source of this 3376-nucleotide messenger RNA. It is a transcript of the gene DHX32, whose product is annotated as DEAH-box helicase 32 (putative). The record is from RefSeq and is a predicted model, not a curated record. Gene Ontology annotation, molecular function: helicase activity; RNA binding. Gene Ontology annotation, cellular component: spliceosomal complex; intracellular anatomical structure. Lineage: Eukaryota; Metazoa; Chordata; Mammalia; Artiodactyla; Delphinidae.
CGCAGGCGGCCGCGCGGACCGCGCGUCGCAGGGGCACCGAGCGAGGGUGGCGGCGGGGUCGCCGGCUGAAGACUCUCUGCCCGUGAGGCCUGAUCUUGCGAUCGCGCCCUCCCUGGCGGCCUUCGCGGCCCCGGCGGGGCCGGUGCCCGGGCCUUCGGCUGGGGGCCUGCUGGCCCUCCGUCGGCGACCCAAGGCGUCAGUCGGUCCGUCGGUCCGUGCAUCCGGCGAGUUCGGCCUGCCCCGCGGGGUAGGGCGGCCGGGCCUGAGCCUCCCUCCCCGGACUCGGGAGCCGCCGCUGCAGCAGUAGCAAGCUAACUGGAACUUUGAGGAGAGUAAAAUAAUGAAAGUGCAAAUCUGUGCAAGAGAGAUUGCGGUGGAGAGACUGAGGAGAAAGCGUGGUUUAUUGACAAUCAUUUGACGUGCUGAAGAGUGCUGGGGAGCCAGCAUAGUAGCUCAUGCAGCAAAGAAGAACAGAUGCAGAUUUGAGGAAUUCAGCUUGUAAAACCUUGAACUGAAGGCCUAGACAUUGGGACAUCUGAGUUUGUAUAUGUGCACUUUCAACCCUAUGUGCAGUGGGUUAUUGUAGGAGAAUGCCAGCUGCUUAAGCUCACUUGGACAAGAUGGAAGAAGAAGAACUGGAAUGUCCAAACUCUUCCUCUGAAAAACGCUAUUUUCCUGAAUCCCUCGAUUCCAGUGAGGGGAAUGAGGAGGGGAUUUUGGCCUGUGAGGAUCUGGAACUUAACCCUUUCGAUGGAUUGCCAUAUUCAUCACGUUAUUAUAAACUUCUGAAAGAAAGAGAAGAUCUUCCAAUAUGGAAGGAAAAAUACUCCUUUAUGGAGAAUCUGCUUCAAAGUCAAAUUGUGAUCGUUUCAGGAGAUGCUAAAUGUGGCAAGAGCUCUCAGGUUCCUCAGUGGUGUGCUGAAUAUUGCCUUUCCAUCCACUACCAGCACGGGGGCGUGGUGUGCACACAGGUCCACAAGCAGACUGUGGUCCAGCUCGCCCUCCGGGUGGCAGACGAAAUGGAUGUUAACAUCGGUCAUGAAGUCGGCUACAUGAUUCCUUUUGAGAACUGCUGCACCAGUGAAACGAUCUUGAGGUAUUGUACUGAUGACAUGUUACAGAGAGAAAUGAUGUCCAGUCCUUUUCUGGGUAGCUAUGGGGUCAUCAUCUUAGAUGAUAUUCAUGAAAGAAGCAUUGCAACUGAUGUGUUACUUGGACUUCUUAAAGAUGUUUUACUGGCAAGACCGGAACUGAAGCUCAUAAUUAACUCCUCACCUCACCUGAUCAGCAAACUCAGUUCUUAUUAUGGAAACGUGCCUCUCAUAGAAGUGAAAAAUAAGUACCCAGUGGAGGUUGUGUACCUUAGUGGGGCUCAGAAGGAGUCUUUCGAGUCUAUUUUACGCCUUAUCUUUGAAAUUCACCACUCUGGUGAGAAGGGUGACAUUGUAGUCUUUCUGGCCUGUGAACAAGAUAUUGAAAAAGCCUAUGAAAUUAUCUGUCAAGAAGGAUCUAACUUAAACCCAGAUCUUGGAGAGCUGGUAGUUGUUCCUUUGUAUCCAAAAGAGAAAUGUGCAUUGUUCAAGCCAAAUGAUGAAACAGAAAAAAGAUGCCAAGUUUAUCAGAGACGAGUGGUGUUGACGGCUAGCUCUGGGGAAUCUUUGAUCUGGAGCAACACAGUCAAGUUUGUUAUUGAUGUCGGGGUGGAGAGAAGAAAGGUGUACAACCCUAGGAUAAGAGCAAACUCACUCGUCACACAGCCCAUCAGCCGGAGCCAAGCAGAGAUACGCAAGCAGAUUCUCGGUUCAUCUUCUCCAGGAAAACUUUUCUGUCUGUACUCUGAGGAAUUUGCCUCCGAAGACAUGCGGCCACUUAAGCCAGCGGAAAUGCAGGAGGCCAACCUAACCAGCAUGGUGCUUUUUAUGAAGAGAAUCGACAUCGCGGGCUUAGGCCACUGUGACUUCAUGAAUAGACCAGUAACUGAUCUUUCACCGGCAAAUCACGUGUCAGAGGUGGAGGCCAGGCCCGUUCCACGCUCUCUCCUCCAGCAAGAGGCCUGGGGAUGUGAGGAGCCGCAUGCAGCACCAGGGGUCCUUCCGCAGCCCGCCGCGGGAUCUCUCCCAGUGUUCCCAGCACCGGAAAGCUUGAUGCAGGCUUUGGAAGACUUAGAUUAUCUGGCAGCACUGGACAAUGAUGGAAACCUCUCUGAAUUUGGAAUCAUCAUGUCAGAGUUUCCUCUUGACCCACAGCUCGCCAAGUCUAUCUUAGCAUCCUGUGAAUUUGACUGUGUAGAUGAAAUGCUAACAGUCGCUGCCAUGGUAACAGCUCCUAAUUGCUUUUCGCAUCUGCCCCGGGGAGCAGAGGCAGCCGCCUUGUCUUGCUGGAAGACGUUCUUACACCCUGAAGGAGAUCACUUCACCCUCAUCAACAUUUACAAGGCCUACCAGGACAUGGCUCUGAAUUCCACCAGCGAACACUGUGUUGAAAAGUGGUGUCACGAUUACUUCCUCAACUGCUCUGCACUCAGGAUGGCAGAUGUAAUCCGAGCCGAACUCUUAGAAAUCAUCAAGCGAAUCGAGCUUCCUUACACAGAACCUGCUUUUGGCUCAAAGGAAAACACUCUGAACAUAAGGAAAGCUCUUCUGUCUGGUUAUUUUAUGCAGAUUGCUCGGGACGUCGAUGGGUCAGGUAAUUACUUAAUGCUGACGCACAAGCAAGUUGCACAGCUGCAUCCCCUUUCUUGUUACUCUGUCACCAAGAAGAUGCCAGAGUGGGUUCUCUUCCAUAAGUUCAGCAUAUCUGACAACAACUACAUCAGGAUCGCCUCAGAAAUCUCUCCUGAACUAUUUAUGCAAUUGGCACCACAAUACUAUUUCAGUAAUCUGCCUCCUAGUGAAAGUAAGGAUAUUCUACAGCAAGUGAUGGAUCACCUAUCACCCAUUUCAACAAUGAAAAAGGAACAGAAAAUGUGUGAGAAGUGCCCUGAAACUACUGAACAAAGAUGCACUAUACAGUGACUCUCAAGAACCUUCUACACAAAACCUGAUGUGCAAUAAAUAUCCCAAAGGCAGCCCAACAGCUGGUCCACUGGAGUGACGUGCAGCCAUGACGUGAAGAUGGAUGUCACACCCUGCAAAGGAUAGUCUUGAAAAGAAUAAAACUUUUUGCAUAUUAUUUAACAACUAAAAAUAGAAGUUUUUAUGGAAUUACUACUCCAUGUUUUUCUUCUUAUUGGAAAAGUUUUUAAUCAACCAUUCUUAAUUUGACCAAAAUCUUAAAAAGCAAAGAUAUUUUGUAAAUGUGUCACAGACACGGGUGACAGAACCCUACUUUUUGUAGAGGAACUUAAUCUGAAUAAAGUCAUGAGUUUUUCAGUAAA